UCCAUAUGAGCCCCGGGUGGCAACGCUAACCAGGGUAGAGCUCUCAAAAACAAAUGAAAAGCAACAAUACUAACGCAAGUUAGUUUUUAUAAUCGGACGAAAUAUAUAUGGGUUGUCAUAUAAUAGUGAGAGCUUCGUGCGUCGCGUCGUGCCUCACACAUAUGAGUGAAAAACUAGCUGGCAACAACGGGAACGAGUCCAAAUGUCAAAAAAAAUCAAAUUAUCCAAGGUGCUGCGAGUAAAGUGAACAAAUUGCGUGCGAAUCGUUUUCGGUCGGACAAUGUCUGCGUCGGUGAUUUGCGUUGACUCGAGCUCGGACUCCGAGGAAGAGUCCCCACCUGGAGGAAAACGUCGUCGACUGACGGAUCCAAAGCAACAGGGGACCCCAUCUGGAGGUUCGGGAAUGCCCACGAAACUGGUAAACAUUCUCAAAGCCUCGCUAGGACCCGCGGGAUCUCCAGGAACAGGACCUGCACGAGGUUCUGCAAUCCUAGCAGAUCCUCUCCGGUCGAUGCACAUACCCAGUGGGAUUACAGUCACCAAGCACCAGAAAAAUAACAUGACCGCCAAUGGCAGUCUCACAAUAUCUCUGGCCGAAAACAACAAUAACAACACAAACAGCUGCAACAACAACGUGAUGGGGAAGCCAAUGAAGAUGGUUGCCGCCCAGAACGUAGCGUGGUCGGUCAGCAGCAAGGCGCCCAGUUCGAAUGCCGUGAUAACAAGCGUGCCCAGCAAUCAGGUCAAGAUAACUCCAAGUCAACAGAUCCGGGUUACGCCAACCGGCAAGGUGGUGUAUGCCAAUGCCAGCACCGGAGCAUUCCCGAAACAGAUGCCUGCAAAAAUCAUAGCACCGGUUGGGAUAGGUCAGCAACAGCAGCAGCAGCAGCAGCAGCCGACACAAAAGCCAUCACUUAAAAUAAGUGUAACAAAACCAAAGACGCAAAUAAAGCCAGAAGUACAGCAGCAGCCACAGAAGCAGCUUCUCGGGCAACUGCUUCAGCAACCACCAAAGCCAUUCGUUGGAGCACCCCAGCAGAAAGUGUCCAUCAGUCAGCUGCAGCCCACGCAGAAGGUUAUGGUUGGACAAUUCGCCCAGCAGCACCUCCAGGCACAGCAGCAAAAGAUGCUAGGCGGAAAACUCCAGCAGCUACAGCCGCAAAAAAUACUUCCGGGGCAAGUCCAACAGCCACAGCAGCCGAAACUACAGGCGGGACAAAUCCAACCGAUACGGAAAAUAACAGAAGUCCAGGCGCCAAUAACGCCCCUGAAGCAAAAGCAAAAAUCACAAAAGUCACCUAUUGUACAACUGCAACAGCAGCCAAAACAGCCGCAGCCCCAGAAAGUAUCCAUAGGACAAGCACCACAGCAACAAAGAGUCUCGUUGGGACAGAUUCCUCACCAGCAGCAGCCACAGCAGCCGCAGCUGACGCAGCAUACGAGAGUAUCCCUUGGUCCAGUUGCCCAACAGCAGCCUAAUCCAUUCCUGGAUCCAAUCCAGCAACAGUCUUUAGCGCAUUUACAAAGCCAGCAGAUGCGAGCCUCCAUUGGACAGCUUCAGAUGCAACAAAUGCAGCAAAAAGCCAACCAGCAGAGCCCACAGGCAGCGAUAGUACAACAGCAGCCGAAGCAGCAGCCACCAAAAGGAAACCAAGGUCCGCAGCAACAGAAGGGCUUGGCGGUGGGGCAGCUGCUGCCGCAGAAGAACCUGAAAGUACAUCAGCAAAAUAAGACUGUGAUAGGUCCACAGAGCACUGGGCAGCCGCAGCCGCAGCCGGUUCCGAGAACAGUAAACCCGUCCAUAAACCAAAUAACUCACAAAUCGAUGACGAUACAAAAGCUACCCACGUUGCAGAAGACUCCCGCAGUGGCCAAGGUUCCCCCAAAGCAAUUGGUUCCACCACAGAUGCAGCAGCCUUUACAGGCUAGUCCCCUGCAGAAGCAGUUACCAUUGGGUGCUAGUUCCUUGCAGAAGCAGUUGCCACAGCCCCCUAGUCCAUUACAAAAGACCGUCAAUCCAUUGCAGAAUCAGUUGCCACAGCCUGCCCAUGUUGUGCACAAGCCACCAGCACAGCCCGCUAAUCUUUCCAAGAAGCAAACCCCAAAGGCGGCUAAUCCUUUGCAGAAGCAAUCGCCACAACCCGCUCAUCCUGCCCAAAUGCAGAUAACGCCCAUGGCCAUUCCAACGCCUCCGCCACCGCAGAAGAGCAGUGGGUCAAUAGUCAGGCCGCCCACGGUGGCCAAGAUCUCGCCAGUGUCGCCCACCAACCGACCCAGCUAUCCUUUCCAGCCGCAGAUGCCUGGAGCAGUUAAUCCUUUGCUGGUCCCUUGAAUGAGUGCGGCACGUACCUUGCCUUUUCGCAGCACGUCACACAAUGCCGCCCCAACGCCCCUGACGGCAGCCCAGCUCCAAGGGUUUACGGUAGCGAGUGCCACGCCCCCGCAGCGCCUGCUGGCGACACCACCUCACUGUGCAGCAGCCCUCAAUGAGCCGCUGCUUCUGAAUCUGCCGCCAACGACCAGCAUAACACCGCAGCUGACGCCCACAACGACUCCACCGCCGGCAGCGAUUCCCGCAUCCGUACAGCAACUCCACCUGGCCAAGGCGGCUGCGUUCAAGCUGAACUCCCUGCCGGGAGCCAGCAUAUCUUCGGUACCGAUACCGAAGCCUCCGGCGAAACGCGUUCAGCCGAUUACAGUUCUCAAGAAAUCUGACGAGGAGUGGCGGCGGCAUCUUCUCGAACAGCAGGUGCAGCAAAAGCAAAAGGAACCACCCGAGGCCACGCCAACCAUUGUUCUGGUAGAGUCUCCGCCCACCACACCGCCCACAGAGAAGCUGGAAGUCCAGAGCAAUGGGACUUCUUCAGCAAAUGACCAUCAGAACCUCCAGCCUACUGCGCCGAAAGAUAAGAGUCGAAAACUCAAGUCACCAGACGUCACGGAAGUUGUGGACUUGGUUGAUCAGCCGGAGACACCUCCACGAAAGAAGAGAAAGCUGGAAAAGCCAACGGAAAAGUCACCUCCAGCCAGGGCUCCAUUUAAUCCCGUGUAUGCGGCAUUCCUCAAGCUUUGUCGCGAGGUGGACAAGAGCAGUGAUAUGGAGCGUCUUGUACAGGGAAACCUCACCAAGUACUACUACAGUGUGAACGAGAGCUUCCUCCAAUCCCGCGGUUUCCGAAAGCUACUCGAGGUUGCUUCGCAUCGAAUCAGGAACGAGUCGGACCUGGUGUAUGUCCACAUAAAGAACGUGGUGGAUGAGAUGAAGGCUAGACGGCUGCCGAAGGUCAAGGAAAGAAAGCCAUCUAGAGAAUCGUCGUCAAAGACAGCCGCUUCUGCUUCUUCAAAGGAAACCACGACACCAUCUCGGAGUGACCACAAAAAAAGAGAGAACCAUGUGGCUGAGAAAGAGACGGCGCAGGAGCAGCCAAAGGAGAAGGCGGACGAACCCGAGCCCAUUUCUCCCACAGGUGAUCUAAGGCGCGACGAGCGUAUUCGGAAACUGAACCGCACCCUGUACACAAUUACGAAGCGGAUCAAGAUGCUGGAGGAGGCGGAUGUUGAUUUUAACGACGAGGACUCUAGCUAUCUGCAGGUGGAGCGUUUCAAGAAACGCGCCUGCCAAAUUUAUGAAAAAAUCUGUGAUUUAACCGGCGAAAGCAAGAGCGCCCAUCGCCACCUGAAGCAACCUAUCGUUUUUAAGGACACACCCUAUGAAGAAUUUAAUCGUACGUUGUCAGCUUUUGUCAAUCGGAUGAAAGAGUUUCCCGACUACCACGACGUCCUCCAAUUGCUGGAGCAUUGCAACAAGGAAAAGGAGCUGGGUCUAGCCAAGUUCGAGAUGAAACGAAUAGCUUAUGAUGCUUUCAAUAAAGUGGGACAACUCCUGCAAUCGCGGCGCAAAACCGAUCUCUAUGAGACUGUUACUCAUUUCACUUCGAACGACAAGGAUCCGGCUGCCAGUGAUCCGGAGCUGUUGGCCAAGCUGAAGGAAAACAGCAAGAAACAGAAAAAAAUAAGUGAUGUCCUAGAAAAGUACGCCCGAGAGCAAGACUUGAAUGCCGAGGAGAGACAAGAGGCACGGCAGAAGGAGAAGCAACUGAAGCAAAAGAUUGCCGAGGAGGCGGCCGCCAAGUUGGCUGCCAUGGCAGAGGAAGACGAUAAGCCAUGUACCAGUGCCCAGGCAGCGGCUAAAGCGGCUGCCGCCGCCGCCUUGCUAAAGGAAUCCGAGGCUGUUAUCCUUAAGGAUGAGAAACCUGGCGAGUCCAAUCCAAAAGAAGACGAGGACGGAGACGAUUCUGAAGAGGAGUCCGAAUCGGAAGAUGAAGAUGUGGACGAGUUCGUAGACAACUUCAAAGUCAAUGGCGAAGUCAGUGAUGCAGAGUCUGAAGCGGAAGCGGAUGUGGAUGCUGAGGAUGCGGAUGCGGAUGAAGAUAUAGCAGAUGCAGAGGAAGGAGAUGAGGGGGAUGUUCCAGAAGAGGGUGAGGUUGCAGCUCCAGAUGCAACAGACGAUGUGGCAAAAGUAGCCUCAAAGGAUAGUGCAGAUGUGAUAGACAUAACGAGAAGUGAGACUGACGCCAAGGACGACCAAUCCCUGCCCAACGGAAAGCUUAAGAUCAUGUCUGUCACCAGUCUGAACGCCAGCAUUGUCCACGAACCGAGCCCAACAUCCAAAAUAAGUGCAAAGCCUGCCAUCGACGCGGAGAUCGUUAUAUCGGACGAGGAGUUGUAAACAGAGAGACGCAUCUGCCGGCCGGCCUGCAACCCUAGUUGAGUAUUUUAUUUAUUUGGUUCUUGU
Messenger RNA from Drosophila bipectinata, 4795 nucleotides. RefSeq names its product Daxx-like protein (gene Daxx). Gene Ontology annotation, molecular function: histone binding. The record is from RefSeq and is a predicted model, not a curated record. Lineage: Eukaryota; Metazoa; Arthropoda; Insecta; Diptera; Drosophilidae.